AUGGGCCAGUUCCAAGUUCUGCUCACCACAUAUGAGUACAUCAUCAAGGACCGGCCUAUUCUCAGCAAGCUCAAAUGGGUGCACAUGAUCAUCGACAAGGGACACCAUAUGAAGAACAUCCAGUUGAAACUCGCGCAGACGCUCACUCAGUACUACCACUCCCGCUGCCACCUCAUUCUCACUGGCACUCCCCUUCAGAACAACCUCCCCGAACUUUGCGCCCUCCUCAACUCCAUCCUGUCAAGAUCUUCAACUCGGUUGGAGAGUGAACUUCCCGAUAAGGUGGAGAAGGUGAUCAAGGUUCACGUGAGCACACUGCAGAGUCAGCUGUAUAGACAGAUGAAGAAGCACAAAGUAUGCGAAGGGGGUCUGAGCAAUGAGCUAAUGCAACUGCACAAGAUUUGUCAAUAUCCCUUCUUGUUCGAGAGCGUUGAGGACAAGGUCAAUCCAACAGGGCUCAUCGACGAUAAAUUGAUCGGGUCAGCUGGUAAACUCAAGCUCUUGUCGCAUAUUCUUUCCAAGUUCUUCGCGAUAGGUCACAGGGUGCGUUGCUCCCUACGAUGGUCCGAGCUGUGCUAA
Suillus fuscotomentosus is the source of this 579-nucleotide messenger RNA. Its product is annotated as SNF2 family N-terminal domain-containing protein. Bases 1 to 579 code for a protein of 192 amino acids. Gene Ontology annotation, biological process: positive regulation of transcription by RNA polymerase II. Lineage: Eukaryota; Fungi; Basidiomycota; Agaricomycetes; Boletales; Suillaceae. The record is from RefSeq and is a predicted model, not a curated record. The transcript is spliced from 4 exons. Gene Ontology annotation, molecular function: ATP binding; DNA binding; ATP-dependent chromatin remodeler activity. Gene Ontology annotation, cellular component: nucleus.